Messenger RNA from Fraxinus pennsylvanica, 1704 nucleotides. The record is from the annotation of a GenBank genome assembly. NCBI's taxonomy places the organism in Eukaryota, Viridiplantae, Streptophyta, Magnoliopsida, Lamiales, Oleaceae.
AUGAAUAACGUCAAGAAGAAACCCUGUAUAAACACCGCCACAGCGGUUUCUGAAGGCGGUUUACCGUCAUUGGAGGGCUUGCCACUCCCAGACGCCAUUAUUUUCAGCGAAAUUUUUAGUAAACUAGAAUUGGAAUCACUUUGUUCCUUGGCUUGCGUUUCCCGGGGACUCCGUUCAAUUGUUUCUCAAGCUCUUUCAACUCUCCCUUCUCUUGAUCUCUCUGCAAUUUCACUGAAUGGCGAGAUUCUGGAUCGGAUUAUCCCGAAAUUUAGAGGGGUGAAGAGUGUAACUAUUGAUUGUCUCCGGUUGGAUGAUUCCUCCGUAAUCCGCAUUCUUGGGCCGCAUAUCCAAGAAUUGAAUUUGCUCAAGUGUGCCUCACUCUCUUAUAACAUUCUUUCUUCUAUUGGUAAAAGAUGCCCCAAUUUAAGGAUUCUUGUCCUAGAGUUGGAAGGAGAGACAUCGCCUGAAAUUUUCCAGAAGAACCUUAUAGAAAUGCUGAAAGGCAUUCUCUGUUUGGAGUCUCUAUCCAUAAAAGUCCGUGGAACAGAACUUGCUGCAUAUGAUUUAACUUGCAUUGAUCUCUUCCUACCCCAAACUCUCAAACUUCUGGAAUUGCAACCUGUGAAUGAGCAAGACGCUAUUCUGUUUAUAAAAGUACUUGGAGAUGGAAAAAAUAAUCCAGGACACUUGGUCAAUUUUGCCAUGCCCUCAAAUUUAGGACGCACUUGUUUUACACUGCUGCGUUUGUCACUUGUCCUGAAUGUUAUGUCCGAUGAACUUAUCAUCUCAAUUGCCACUUCCCUUCCAUUUUUAGUUGAGCUGGAUCUUGAAGACAGACCAAGCACUGAACCAAAACUGCCUCGUGACUUAACUAACACUGGGUUGCAAUCUCUAGGCUUGAUUCAGCAUCUCACCUCUCUGUCAAUUGCGCGGAGUAGACUGAAUUAUCCAGCGUCUUUUAAAAGAGUAAACGAUUUGGGGUUAAUGCUUCUUUCUGAGAGUUGCAGAGGCCUAGAGUCUGUGAAACUUGGUGGGUUUUCUACAGUUACUGAUGCAGGGUUUUCGUCCAUUUUAUGCUCUUGCUAUAAUUUGAAGAAAUUUGAGGUUCGCAAUGCACCUCUUAUGUCAGACUUGGCUUUUCACGACAUCAUUGGGGCCGUCUCUCCUCUUACUGAUCUGAGAAUCUUGUCAUGCAAUCUCAUAACUAGCGAAGCUGUGGCUGAACUUGCUGCAUCUACGACGUUAGAGGUGCUUGCUACUUAUGGUUGCAGAAGCAUAGCCAACCCCUGUCUUGGCUACAUAUCAUGCCUGGGUACACUAACCACCCUUAAUCUAGGAGGAGCUGACAUCACAGACAAUGGUCUUGCUGUUUUGGGUAAAGGGGACUUACCGAUUGAACGUUUGACUCUUAGAGGAUGUGUGAGAGUCACUGACAGAGGAAUAUUCUCCUUGCUCAAUGGUGGGGAGAAAAUCAAGAAGACAUUAUCGUCUCUAGAUAUCGGUCAUAUGCCAGGAAUAUCAGAUAGAGAAUUAAUUUGCUUCAACGACUCGAUCUUUGUCAUUGCACGAGUUUCUCGAUUGGACUUCUGGAACUAUUGCAGGACAGUUCAUUCCGUGGCUUACGAUGGCUUGGAGUUGGCAGCACUUCUUUGGUUACUACAAGGGAUAAUUGCAGAGUCAUCUGCACAAAGAGACCAUGGCUGA